This is a messenger RNA of Paramecium sonneborni, 311 nucleotides long. NCBI's taxonomy places the organism in Eukaryota, Ciliophora, Oligohymenophorea, Peniculida, Parameciidae. The record is from the annotation of a GenBank genome assembly.
AUGAGUUAUGUUAAUUGUGUUUUUUCUGUUGGUAAAUAUACUUAAUAUGCUUAGCCAGAAUAAUUUUAGAAUAAAAAAAAUUAUUGUUUUAGAUGAGGCAUCUGCAAAUGUUGCUUUAAGAAACAUUAAAAUAGAUAUUCCUCAAUAUUAAAUCAAUUACUAUAGCACAUAGAUUAAAUACUAUAGCAGAUUAUGAUAAAGUUAUAGGGGGAUAUCAAGGAUAGGCAGUUGAAUUUGAUACUACUUUUAAUAUACUAUUUAAUUCAUUAAACUCUAGUUAUGUAGAUAAAUACAAUUUCAACAUAUUUUGA